CUCCGGCGCGACGUCGCGCUCUCCCGCCGGCCCGGCCCGCAGCCUAUGGCCCUGGAGGGCGCCGCUGCCUCCUGUAUUUCUGCUGUAGGUUCCCACAUCCCUCUUUAAAAAUUCCGCCUAAAAAGAGAAGACGAUUUACCAAAUCUUUCGGGCCGUUGUCCCACGGCAAACUCUCUGACCAGGUUUACAACUAUCCAGAGGGUUUAGGAGAAGUGCUUUAUCGGGAACAGUUCGACUUCAACGCUGAGCCACCUUGGGAACCUAGCUGAUGAUAGUAGGGUUCCAUCUCCUAACUUGUCCAUUUUGUUGCAUAAUUUAAGGACCCGGCUCUAAGGCUUUGCAGCCCGUCCCUUGUGUUUCUUGGUUUAUGACUGUCGGCUUUGCGGAAUACGGCUGAGAUGAAAGGAUUUCUUGAGGAUGCAAACUACUCCAUUGGCUUAUUGGAUGAAGGAGUGAACCUUGGAGAUGUCAUCGACAACUGCAUUUAUGAACAUACUCUUACUAGCAAAAAUGCUUUUUUUGUUGGUGAUCUGGGGAAGUUGACCAAGCAGCACAUCCAUUGGCAGAAUGUUAUGGCACGAAUAAAACCAUUUUACAAUGUAAAAUGUAACUCUACUCCUGGUGUACUUGAGAUUCUGGCAGCUCUUGGAACUGGGUUUGCAUGUUCGAGUAAAACGGAAAUGGCAUUGAUUCAAGAUUUGGGCAUUUCUGCUAAAAAUAUCAUAUUCACUAAUCCUUGCAAGCAAGCUUCUCAGAUAAAAUAUGCAGCCAAAAUUGGAGUAAACCUUUUGUCAUGUGACAGUGAUUUGGAACUAAAGAAAAUUGCUAGGAAUCAUCCAAAUGCAAAGCUCUUACUCCAUAUUGCCACAGAAGACAAUGGAGGUGAAGAGAUGAACAUGAAGUUUGGCACCACCCUGAAGAACUGUCGGCAUCUCAUGGAAUGUGCUAAGGAGCUGGAUGUCCAAAUAGUUGGUGUUAAAUUUCAUGUUUCAAACUCCUGCAAGGAACCUCAAGUAUACAAACAUGCUAUUUCUGAUGCUCGCUGUGUAUUUGAUAUGGCUGAAGAAUUUGGCUUUACCAUGAAUAUGUUGAACAUUGGUGGGGGCUUCACAGAUAGUGAACGUGAUCUGGAAGAGGUUAAUCACAUUGUCAGUCCACUGCUGGAUAUCUACUUUCCUGAAGAGUCUGGUAUAAAUGUGGUUGCAGAGCCCGGAUGCUAUUACGUUACAUCUGCAUUUACUCUUGCAGUUAAUGUUAUUGCCAAGAAAGCUGCUCAGUGUGAUAAACAUCUUCCCUUUGAAAUGGAACAAACCAGGAAUGAUGAACUGGUCUUCAUGUACUACAUGAAUGAUGGUGUUUAUGGUUCUUUUGCAAGCAAAUUAUCUGAGAAUUUGAAUAUGAUUCCGGAGGUUCACAAGAAAUACAAGGAAGAUGAGCCUCUGUUUACAAGCAGCCUUUGGGGUCCAUCCUGUGAUGAGCUUGAUCAAAUCGUAGAAAACUGUCUUCUCCCUGAGCUGAAUAUUGGAGACUGGCUACUCUUUGACAAUAUGGGAUCUGGUACCUUGGGUGAACAGUCUACUUUCAAUAACUUACAAAGGCCACCAGUUUAUUACAUAAUGUCAUUUGGUAACUGGUGUGAGAUGCAAGAUGCUGGCUUUACCUCUGACACGCUGAUGAAGAAUUUCUUCUUUGUGCCUUCUUGCAUUCAGCUGAGUCCUGAAGACAGCUUUUCUAUUGCAGCUUAAACAGGCAUUUAAUGCUUCAUUUAGCCUUGCAGUUGCAUGUCUGUAGUCUUGUCUGGUCACAACAUUCCAGUUUGGAAGGGAAAAAAAAUGGAACAAUCUUGAAUGAAUUAUUUAACACUUGAAAUAAAUUGGGACCAGGCAAAACCAGCUACAACUACAAUUCACUGGGGGAGUGAGGGUUAAAUAAUAAUUAAUAUUAAAAUUUAAACUCGUCAGAUAAUUCAGUCCCUCAGCAUUUAAAUAAAAUAUGCAACAAAAUGGAUGACUUAGUCGAGAUGGAAACCCAUCACUUGGGUUCUGUUAAAACAGUUUACAUACAAGUACAGUUUUUAUACUAAGGAUUUCUGUUAGAAAGUCUUGUAAAGUUGUCUUUCCCCCAGAUAUAUGAAAUGUCAGUGGGAAACAAAGUGUGACUUCAUUAGUUACGUUUAGUGUAUUUAGAAUGUGUAAAUUUGUGCUUUGAACUGUAGUUUAAUAAAUGUAAAAUUGCAUCAUA
Molecule: messenger RNA, 2241 nt
Organism: Euleptes europaea (tarantolino)
Lineage: Eukaryota; Metazoa; Chordata; Lepidosauria; Squamata; Sphaerodactylidae
Gene: AZIN1
Product: antizyme inhibitor 1
Exons: 12
Coding region: 399-1745 (448 amino acids)
Biological process (GO): negative regulation of protein catabolic process; positive regulation of polyamine transmembrane transport
Cellular component (GO): cytoplasm
Molecular function (GO): ornithine decarboxylase activity; ornithine decarboxylase activator activity
Source: RefSeq, a predicted model, not a curated record